AUGCCCGCAAUCUCCUUGAACGCACCCACCACAAUCACCUUCCCUCCCGAUACGACCUCUUUGGAAGUUGCAUGGCCGACAGUGCAUGUAGUUACUCUUCCCGGGGGUGCAGUAUCGGUAUCAACCGGCCUGGAGAGAACAAUUCAGACCGCUGCACUUACCAUUCCUCCUGUUACGACAACAAAUAUCGAUCUGUGGAACUGGAGGGUUACCGACCCUGAUGCUCCAAAAGCCACAUAUGUUCUUAUGAGCAGCAUCCUCCCGUCUCCCCUUGUGGCCAUGAACAUCCCAGGCAGUUCAGCAAUUGGGCCAAAGACCGGAUCUGAUGAUUCCCAUCCUCCUGGGACAACCAAGGGAAACAACCCUCAGAGAACAGAUGAUGGCAUGAAACACUUGACGCCUGGGUUAGAUGACUCCCACCAUACCCGAGCUGCCGGGGGUAAUGAAAGGGACCGAGAAACGAGACUUGAUCUUGACCAUUUAAUCCCUACAUCCGACCUGCCGGGUGGUGCAACAGACUCUCUCAUCAUGACUAGGACAAUUACUCCGCCACCAUAUCCAUACGUCCCCGAUAUAAAGACCGAUGACGACCACGGUCGGAGCAUAUUACCCACCGUCAUAUUUACAAAAGGUCCCCCCGACCCUGUUUGUACAGGAAAUUGCGGAUUAAAAUGCAAGGCUCCAUUUUGCCGUGAGCCUUGUGAGCAUGAUUGCCGUGAUGGGCGCGACUUCUUUUCUGAGAAUGACAAGACGAGACCUAAAAAUGUUGUUAAUAAAUGCAGCAGUCGAGACUGA
Paracoccidioides brasiliensis Pb18 is the source of this 795-nucleotide messenger RNA. RefSeq lists its product as uncharacterized. The coding region runs from base 1 to 795 and encodes 264 amino acids. The transcript has 3 exons. The record is from RefSeq and is a predicted model, not a curated record.